This is a messenger RNA of Haemonchus placei, 579 nucleotides long. Lineage: Eukaryota; Metazoa; Nematoda; Chromadorea; Rhabditida; Trichostrongylidae. The record is from the annotation of a GenBank genome assembly.
AUGGCCGCAAUUAGAAAAAAGCUUGUGAUUGUCGGUGAUGGAGCCUGUGGUAAGACUUGUUUGCUGAUUGUCUUCAGCAAGGAUCAGUUCCCAGACGUGUAUGUCCCGACCGUUUUCGAAAACUAUGUUGCGGAUAUCGAAGUGGAUGGGAAACAGGUUGAGCUAGCGUUGUGGGAUACUGCUGGUCAGGAGGAUUACGAUCGUUUGCGUCCGUUAUCAUAUCCAGACACCGAUGUCAUACUCAUGUGCUUCAGUAUCGAUUCACCUGAUUCACUGGAGAAUAUUCCCGAAAAAUGGACUCCUGAGGUCCGGCAUUUCUGUCCUAAUGUACCCAUUAUUCUUGUUGGUAACAAGAAAGAUUUGCGAAACGACCCUCAAACUGUGCGAGAAUUGGCUAAAAUGAAGCAGGAACCUGUUAGACCUGAACAGGGACGCGCGAUAGCCGAGCAGAUUGGAGCUUUUGCAUAUCUAGAGUGCUCAGCGAAGACUAAAGAUGGUAUUCGCGAGGUUUUCGAGAAGGCAACACAGGCAGCACUUCAGCAGAAAAAGAAAAAGAAGAGCAAGUGUGUCUUACUGUAG